CCCUGGUCCUCGCCAUCAUUCUUUUGUUAGCCGAAGUGAAAGGGUUAUAGACAGGCAUUGCCUGGUAGAACAACAUUUCCAAUCUCUGCAUUUUUUUGUGGCUGAAUCGGAGAGAAUCAGUGAGUUAUAGUCCACGUCGGUAGUGUGUGAAAGUGUGUAAAAAAUGAACGGAGUGGCGAAGAAGAUAGCCGAUGUGACUUUCAAGGCCGGGAAGACCAUCGAUUGGGAAGGCAUGGCGAAGCUCAUCGUCUCCGAUGAGGCUCGCAAGGAGUUCGCCAAUCUCCGCCGUACAUUUGACGAAGUCAAUUCCCAGCUGCAAACUAAAUUCAGCCAGGAACCAGAGCCCAUAGACUGGGAAUUUUACAGAAAGGGGAUUGGAUCUAAAUUGGUUGAUAUGUACAAAGAGGCAUAUGAGAGCGUUGAGAUUCCAAAAUACGUUGAUACGGUUACUCCAGAGUACAAGCCGAAAUUUGAUGCUUUGUUGGUGGAGCUCAAAGACACUGAGCAACAAUCACUCCAAGAGUCUGAAAGACUGGAGAAGGAAAUUGCUGAAGUUCAAGAGCUGAAGAAGAAACUCAGUACCAUGACAGCAGACGAGUACUUUGAGAAGCACCCAGAACUCAGGAAGAAGUUUGAUGAUGAAAUCCGCAACGACUACUGGGGAUACUAGAAUUGAUUGGAGACUCGGCUUCUGCUUAAGCUUUUUGACUUCAUCCGUAGGAAUAAAAAGAAAAACAAAUCGGCUUAUUAUUACUUGGGCAUUUGAAGAAUGUCUACUGAAGAUGUAUUUUGUACUCCAAAAAGUGGGGUUCUCCAACUUUAGAUAAUGCAUCUUUCGUGCGAUUGCUUUCUGGUUUUUA
Messenger RNA from Coffea eugenioides, 860 nucleotides. RefSeq names its product ATP synthase subunit d, mitochondrial. Gene Ontology annotation, biological process: proton motive force-driven ATP synthesis. The transcript has 5 exons. The coding region runs from base 164 to 670 and encodes 168 amino acids. The record is from RefSeq and is a predicted model, not a curated record. Gene Ontology annotation, molecular function: proton transmembrane transporter activity. Lineage: Eukaryota; Viridiplantae; Streptophyta; Magnoliopsida; Gentianales; Rubiaceae.